Messenger RNA from Coregonus clupeaformis (lake whitefish), 7891 nucleotides. Its product is annotated as maestro heat-like repeat-containing protein family member 1. The record is from RefSeq and is a predicted model, not a curated record. The transcript has 43 exons. NCBI's taxonomy places the organism in Eukaryota, Metazoa, Chordata, Actinopteri, Salmoniformes, Salmonidae. Gene Ontology annotation, cellular component: cytoplasm. The coding region runs from base 367 to 5316 and encodes 1649 amino acids.
UUACCUGCGAUGCGUUGCAGUGGCAUAGAGCUAAUCUACCUAGUGGAUGCUAACAAGUGUCUCUCUUUGCAUUGAGGAAAAAUGACAAAAUCACAGUGAAAGACAGUUAGUUAGAUAAGUAUCGGACAACAUACAUCACAUCUUCACUGGAUUACUGCGCGUGAGGAGGUUAAUCCUUGCAUUUGUGUGUAGCUAGCUUGCUAGCUAGUUAGCUAACAAGCGAGCCAGCCUGCCAGACGGGCUGUUCGAAAGGUUGGGAGCCGAAUGUUCGCCGCUGUGUGGUGAAACCAGAUUAACAAAUUUUAACCCUUCGAACCACCACAUGAAAUCCUAAAUAUCUCCAGUCCCAGCCUUCAGACAGGCGCUAUGGAGGAGUCAGACGUGGAGCAGGUGACCCUGGCCCUGCUGGAUUCAGCCAAUGACAAGGACCCGGUGGUCAGGGAGCAGGUCAGGAAGUCCAUACUGACCCUGGGGAAGCAGCAGCCUAACAAGGUCCUGUCCAUGUGCCAGGACUACCUGGUCAAACACCCCAAGCUUGUAGUUGGGCACAGAGUUGUUAUACUGCAGACGAUUGAGCUAAUUGUGAAGACCAAGAUAGAGGACAUCAGCUACCCGAAAAUCAAAAGCAUCAUUUCUUUGGCCUCUGAUGAAAUGACCCGAUCAAAGGAUGUUGUACCUGAUUGGCAACAGGCAGCCAGCAAUAUUUUGGUUGCUGUGGGAAACAAGUAUAUCAAUGACAUCAUGGAGGAAAUCCUCAGCAAGUUCCAGCCAGGGGUCCUGCCUCAUUUCUUUGUGGUCCAAACGUUAGCAAGCCUCUCUGAAUCCAAUGUUUAUGGUAUGGUGCCGUUUCUCAAUGCCAUCUUGGGCACCAUGCUCCCAAUGCUGGGCAUGGCCAAGCAGGACAACAUGAAGUGGGUGUUCUCCUCUGCUCUGUCCCACUUCAGUGAGAGCAUCCUGGAGUACCUAGCCAACCUGGACAAAGCUCCUGACCCGACUGUGAGAAAGGACACGUUCUCCAGCGAGAUCUACGCAGCCUACGACAUCCUCUACUGCAACUGGCUCCAGAGCAGGGAAUCCAAGCUACGACUAACAGUGGCAGAAGCAGUGGGAUCCAUGAGUCACCUGAUGGCCCAUGAUAAACUGGAGGAGCAGCUUCCCAAACUCAUUCCCACAAUCCUCUCCCUGUACAAGAAGAACACAGAGCAUUACAUCAUCAGUAAGAGCCUGUGUCAAGUUCUGGAUGCUUCUGUGAACAUGGGCAGCAGAGUUCUGGAGACGCAGAUCGACAGCCUGCUCACUACUCUACACCAGCAGGUUUGCGCACCUGUUGACUACAGCAACCCACCGACGGUGAAAAAUCACAACGAGGUAUUAAGAUGCUUCAGCAUACUAGCCAACACCUUCCCAGACCGGCUGAUCAUGUUUGUGCUUCAGAAACUGGAGAACAGUAAUGAGAGGAACCGCAUGGGCUCCCUGGCCGUGCUCCGACACCUCAUCAACUCCUCCACAUCCAUUAUGGAGUCGAAGAAGCUUCUCAUCCUGGCCAGCAUCAGACAACCACUGGCUGACCACAGCAAUAAGGUGAAGAAGAGGGUUGUCCAGGUGAUCAGUGCCAUGGCUCACCAUGGUUACCUGGAGCUGGAGGGAGGAGACCUGCUGGUCAAGUUUAUCAUCCAACACUGUGCUCUCCCUGACACCUACUAUCGUCCAGGCCAGCGCCCCAGUGACCCGGAGGAAGUGACCAAUGAGGCUCUGCGGAGCAUGUGUGACAACACACUUGACCUCUUCACUACGACUGUGGGACGCCUGACUGACGUCCUGUGGCCCAUGUUGCUGUACUACCUGACCCCAGGUCAGUACUCCAACGCCACCGCACCGCUCUGCAAGAGCCUCACACUGCUGGGCACCAAGAAGAGAGCCGCCCAGGAGUCCAACUUCAACAUAGACUUCAACGAGCAAGUUAAUCUUCCCUCUCCACAUAUACUGAUGGUCCGGCUCUUGGUGAACGGUUCGUUCCCGUUCCGGAGUCGUGGCCAUGGUGCACCGUCUCUGUCUCUACUGAACGUCAUAAGCCCUAAUAUCCACCCCAACACUGAGACACUCUGGGAGAAGGAGAUCCCUGCUCUCCUCAGCUACCUGGAAGAGUCUACACCAGAAACACUAGACAACAAGAAAUGGGAAGAGAGUCUAUUACAGCUCCUAGCCAAGUCCCUGGUGGCCAUAGCUGAUGACAAGUGGAGCUGCCAGCUGGCUAUAGAGGCCACGCGUUACCUCUCCACCUAUAAUCAGUCCCUGGAGGAGAAGAGUUUCCUCUACAGGUGCAUUGGAGUGACUCUGCAGCAUUGUUACAACAAGGAGGUGGUCCAGAAGCAGCUGCAGGAGAUACUGAUCAGCGCACGACACAACGACGCCAUCGAGAGAGCGGGUGUCGCCAUGGGGAUCGGGCUGUGUGCCAGCAGUCAUCUCGAUGCCACUCUGGCCAAACUGGACGACUUUGGGAAAUCUGACGCCUUCAAGAAAGCCUCAGGAAUAUUCAGCCUGCUCAAAGACAAGAAUGACGUGGAUGUAGAGAAGAUGAAGAGCACACUGAUCCUGUGUUACGGUUACGUAGCACUCCACGCCCCAGAGGACCAGAUCCUGUCCCGCAUCGACUCCGACAUCCUCCGCAGCAUCAGUAAGCACUUCAACACCAAGGUUCUGGGGAUUAAAAUAGAGACCAAGGACCUGACCAUGAAGCUGAGUCUGAUUCAGAGCGUGGGGCUCAUAGCCAAGGCCAUCAGCACCGUCGUACGCAAACAGGGCUACAUGUUCGUCCGCAAGCAGGAACUCAUGGGAGUCAUGAUGGAUUUUAUCAAGGCAGAACCGACGGAUGCCAUGCGGACUCCGGUUCGCCACCUUGUGAUGACGACGUGUGCCAACCUCAUUAACCUGGAGCCGGCGCUGACGGAGAAUGACAACUUUGAGAUGCUGCGGACGUGUCUGAACGGUGUGUACGGCCUGCCCCCGCUGGACACUCCAGACAAGGAAAGGGGCAAAGACGAAGAGGUGCUGGAGCCCAAACAGAGAGAGGCGUUAUACAAAGACACCUUCAAUGCGCUUCAGGAGUUGUUGAGGAAUAUUCUUGCAAGAGACCUGAGUCCAGACGGACUACAGAGUGUAUUCAAGCACAUUGAGGCGUGGUUGAGUUCUGGUCAGGACCAUGAGAGGGAGAGGGCGAUGAAGACCACAGCUCACAUCCUAGAGUUCUACUUCAACAGCCUCAACGUCAAAAACAUGGUAACUUUCCACAACCUGGGUUCUCUCCUGGGCCGCCUGGCCCCCCGAUGCACCGACCCCAACCCCCUGGUCCGCAGGGCAGCCAUCGACUGCAUCUACACCCUGCUCUACAUCCAGCUACGCUACGAAGGCUUCUCUCUGGACUAUAAAGACGACUCGGUGGAGAGACUGAUCACAUUGAGGGAGAGCAUGGACAACCCAGACCACUCUGUCCUCUACAAGACCUGCUCCGAGCUCGCCAAGAUCAUCAGUAAGCGUCUGCCCCAGCAGCAGCUCAACACUCUGAUCUUCAUGUUGUUUGAGGGGCUGGUGGACUCCCAGUCUAACUGCUCCAGAGCCUCCAGUGUUCUACUCAACACCCUGCUGAAGAACAGAGGAGCUGGACUACAGGACCUGGUAUCAGAGAUUCUGGAGGUGCUGCACAUCCGUCUGCAGAUGAUCAGUGAGGAGCAGGUGAAGGUGUCUGUGGCCCAGUCCAUCCUCAUCCUGGCUACACAGCACCUCCAGACUGUCAUCAACACACUCAUCUCCUACCCCCUGCCCUUCGACAGUUGGAGCUGUGAGAUGUGGAUUGCCCUGGGGGCAGACAGUAACCUGGCCUCUCAGAUCAUGGAGAUGCUGAUGGAGAAGCUCAACAUCAUGGUGCCCUACGUGGACAAGAAGGAGUCCAUGAUGAGAGCAGGCCUUACCAAGGUGGCCACCAGUCACCCUCUAGCUAUGACUUGUGCCCUGAAGGAGAUGAUGCUGAACGGCCAGAGCCAGGAGGCGGUGGUGUCCCUGUUCCCUCAGCUCUUCAGCUCCCUGCUGAUCCGCCUGGGCUCCAGCGUGGGGGUCACACUCCCCAAAGACAUCAACAGCAACAGCAUCGGAACAAACAGGAAGAGCCCCACCAAACUGGCCGCCGGCUUCGACGUGUGUGGGGUAGCGGUGGAGGCGUUGCGGAUCCUCCUGGCCCGGGCCCAGCUGGACGAUGUAGUGAAAACUCUGGACCAGGAGGGGGCCUGGGACAAGAUGAAGGACCCCCAGCAGCACACCACCGGGGUCACCCUCCUAGCCAGGGCCAUGGCCAGGCACGCAGGCCCCCGUCUCCCGGCCAUAGUGGAGUGUCUGUGCCCCUGUCUCAACAACAUCUACGAGUGUCAGAGGGUCACUAUCACAGCCUUUUUCUCUGAGUUGCUGAACCACCACGUGGUGACAGAGCUGAUGAUGAUGGAUGUCCUGAUGAACAACAUGAUGGAGCGUAUCUCUGACCCCUGCUGUACCGUCCGCAUGCUGGCCGUCAGGGGGCUGGGGAAUAUCGCCGUGGGAUCACCUGAGAAGGUAAAUAAGUAUGCCAAGGAGCUGCUGGCUGCUAUGAGCUCUGGGAUGGAGGAGAAGGAUGACCCUGGGAAACACAUCACUCUGGAAGCCAUGUCAGGCCUGUCCAAGGUGCUCCUCUACCUGGACAAGAAGAACGUCCAGCUGCUGGUCGUCUACAUCUUCAUGAAGAUCAAACCCUUCCUGGAGAGUGAGAAUGAUGAGAUCCGCUGUGCCUCCAUCAUGCUCCUGGGGAACCUGUCUAAGUUUGGUUCAGGAGAGCCUGUGUUCAAGGACCAGAUCCACAACGUUCUGGUUAGCCUGCUGCUGCACCUCAGUGACCCCAACCUGCAGGUGGUCAAGGCAUGUAAGUAUGCCAUGCGAGUGUGUGCUCCAGUGGUGGGCUCAGAGCUGAUCACCACUAUGUUCCAGAACCAUCUCCACGAGGACAAGAGUCUGCACUACGGCGAGUUCAUCAACGACCUCACCAAAUAUAUUAUUCAAGACUUCCCUGGCAUGCUCAACUUCUACCACAUCACCGUUAUCCAGUUCUUCAAAAGCAACUGGGCCGAGGUUCGGGCCAGCGCUGCUAUGUUUAUCGGUUUCCUUCUGGGUAAUCUUCCUGAGGAAUUAUUUUCUCACAUCAACAUGGGGAGUGUGACCAAAGGUCUGGUCAUGCUGCUCCAGGACCCAGACCCAGUGGUGAGAGUCAAGGCAGCUGAAGCUAUGGGCCACUUCCAUUGAACACAAACAUCCUGCCUGCCAUUCAUUACUUAAUUUGCUUUUUCUGUUUUCUUCAUGUUACUGCUUUCUAAGAAGAUGAUAUGGUACUUUACAUGUUGACAGUGGAACUUGAAUUAGUCCUUGAAAGUAUGUAUUAGUGACCAAAGACUAUACCUCCAUGUAUAGAAAAACAUUUAUAGCACUUUGGAGCAGUAUAAUGAAAUCUGUUGAAAUGUUUGGAAUUUCUCUUUAGCGCAUUCAGAGAAUGUUGACAGUGUGUUAGGGUUAGGCCAAUGGGUCUGACGGCCGCUGAUCUUUGUGUUUAGCUGAAUUCCAAAUCUAGCCCUCUUCCCUAGGCACUCCUGUAGACCUGAAGGGAUUGGAAAGGUAUAGGCAAUAUGCUAGUUACUUCCUUCAACUUUGCCUCCUGAUGGUAUUUACCUGCUGGAUGGAAUUUCCACCAUAUUGGUUAUAGCUAUCCAUCCCCUUCAGGUCAAGAGGAGGGGCUAGAGGGGAGGGGCUAGGGGUUGAUUUGGAAUUUAGCCUUUCUGUGCUGUAAGCCUCCAGCCUCCACUGCAUUUAUUCACACUAGUCUAGUGGAUCAACUACCUAAACACACAAGUAGGGCUGGCACUAUUACCGUGUAACCGGCGGUUAUGGAUGAAGACAGUCAUGAAAAUAAAAUAACCGCCAUUACCGUAAAAAAAAAAAAAAAUGUUGUUUUGUGGAACGAACAGCUGACUGAAGACUGGACCGCCGGGCAUUCGUGCGGUUGAGUCCAUUUGUGCUGCAACAUGGACUCUUAACAACAUGAUUAAACUUUGUUGUAAUGUAGAAUGUUCAUUCAAAUGAUGUUAACUGAUGUGGCUCAUGCAAUGGAAUGUACUGUAUUUUUUUGUAAUGUCUAUUGAGUUGAAUCACCAAAUCACAGCACAUAUUUUACUUCCUGCUUUUCUGCUAUGGGUACACUCACAAUGGCUGCCAGUCCACCCAUUAUACCAUCAUUGACUUGAAUGCGGAUGCCUGUUCUACUCAUUCAAUUUCUAUGGCAGCACAUGCGGUCAGGAAAGAAGUAGAGGAGAAAUGUGCGUCUAUUUAUUCAUUUGUACUUUUUUGCUAUUCCAACGGUUGUUACGGUGACCGCAGUCAUUUGGCUAACCAAUUACCGUCAUACAAAAUUCUAUGACCGUCACGUCCCUACACACAAGGAUCAGCAGUAAUCAGCCAUGUCCAAGGAGGCUGUCUGUCAGUAAGGACAGCUCAAAACCACCCCGUGUACCCACUUUUACAGUUAUAUCUGAGGCAGAAGUGAUUUCAGAGGCUCCAUUCAUUCUCAUGCUAGGAUUGUCUAGCAACAAGACUGCAUCCUAAAACACGCUAUUGUAGUUUGUUCAGAAAAUGUUAUCUUGUAGGAACAGGAGUUUUCUUCUGACCACAAGACCUCACCAGGAAAAAAAAACAGGCCCUAGUUAUAUAGGUAUACAUUGAUGGCCCAGAAUUUCUACUUGUCAGGUCGGGGAAAACGCCUGGGUCACGUUCAUUAGGACCACGCAACGGAAAAUGAAUACGGGAAGUUCGUAUCGUUGGACAAGUCCAGAUAGUUUCUCCCCGUUUUCAGUCCGUUUUCUUCCGUUUGGUGCCUAAUGAACGUGACCCCUAGUCUUUAUCUGUUCUUCCUCUUUACCCUAGGUUCAACAUGUACGCAACCAGGCACUCCCGUGGAGUCGCCGCACAGUGCCAAAAUAAUCAGACCUGGGUUUAAAUACUAUUUGAAUUCUUUAAAAAAUAGUGUUGUUUACUUUAACCUGCCAGGGGGGCUGGGUUUGCAGUUUUGCCAGCGCUAUUCUAUUGGUUCCAUUGCGCCAGCAGGCAAGCAGAAUUAAGAACAGCUAAAGUACUUGAAAUUAUUUCAAUUGGUAUUUGAACCCAGAUCUGCAAAUAAUAGAUUUACUGAGUAGCUGUGUUUUAAGAUGGACGCAAUAACAUUUCAUUCCUUUUCAUACCUCUCCUUGUGUUAUCUAUCCCUUUCUCUUAAAAGAUGGAAUGCACUUCAUUUUUCCUUUCCAUGUGAUUGCAUGUGUCGCUCCACACGAUAGGGUUAGGGUACUGGUUAUAAGUAUACUGAGGUAUUAAGCUAUGACAUUCCUGUCAUUAUUGUUGCUCUUAAGUAAGUUGUAUGUUGCGCUACUAAAUCGGUAUGUCGUUGUACAUAGUAAAUGACACAUCCAAAUGUUUUCAUUGUGUUACUGAUGGAUAGAGCUGGUGCGUCUGUGGUGAACUACAUUAUAGGCACUGUUUAAUGUGUUGCCUACGUUGGGUAAAAGUGUCGGCUGGUCAUGGUCCUAAAGUACAGCUGGAUUAAACCUGUGUGUCUGUCAGUGUCCGGGGGGUUUCUUUCGGGGUAUUGAAGGGUUACUGAGGAUGAUGGCUGCUUUGUUGGACCAUUGUUAAUGUAAUAUUUUAAUGUGACAUCUUUCAAUAAUGGACAUGGGGAAAAAGUGCACUGUAUUAUGUAUGCACACUGUGAAACAGGCCGAUGAUGAUGGCAAUCAUAUUUUAUUUAGAAAAUAAAAAGUGAUGAUCCCUAGAAAAAUAA